Owenia fusiformis is the source of this 1741-nucleotide messenger RNA. Lineage: Eukaryota; Metazoa; Annelida; Polychaeta; Sabellida; Oweniidae. The record is from the annotation of a GenBank genome assembly.
GAUUUCACCCAAAAUUAAAAUAUGGGGUGUAGAAUAAUGUUUUGAGCCUAUGUUAAAAAUGAUACCUAAAUCAAGUCAUAUACAGGAUAUUCUUACAUCAUAUGUUAUAAUUAUGUUGUACUUAUGUUAGACAUGUAAGUCUUGGGAUGAUAGCAAAUGUCCAGGUGGUUUGGUUGUGCCAGAUUACACUGACCCAGACAGGAUGAAGUACACAGAUAUUAAACCUAAUGUAAAAGUUAUAACCCUUGAGGAUGCCAUAUUCUACCACUGUAUGGUACACAAGGAUGGCACUGAUGCAAACAUGUUCUUCACUAAGCAAAACAACUCUCUGCCUAUACAAGUUGGAAAUAUCAUUGCAAGUGCUCAAGCUGGAGGGAUGCUACAUAAAGUAGAAAAUGUGAAACAAUAUGAUGGGUUUACAAUCUUUCAUGGAAAGUUUGCAUCACUUGAAGAGGCAAUUGAGUAUACUGACUUUGAAAUGGAAGCACCUUUAGAAACAAUUGAUGAUCCAGUCACAAUAGAAGAAGUGCCUGACAGUGAUCUGCUUGAAGUUUUGCUUUCUGGAGAAGGAACAAUAUCUAAUGUUCCCAAUGUAACAGUCAUAUCAGAGGAAAACAUCUACAAGUGUGUCGGGCGACUCUUUCAUGCUGAAGAUGAUAUACACAAUGAAAUAAGCUCCGUAACACUGGUUCUGCUUACAAAGGAUCUUACUGAAACAUACAAGAAAGGUGGUGUCCUCAUAGGAAAUGCCACAAAGGGAUAUUUGGAAGUUAUCAAAACUAUUAGCACUUCAGCUAAGAUUGCUGUCACAAGUCUCCUGGAUUGUUCAACAGAGAAACACCUUUUACACAAAAUCAUAACAAGUACAACUGUUGACAGUGAAGCUACAAAAGGUGGCAAGAGAAUGAUUUGUCCUGGGGGAGAUAACUGGCCUGCACUGCAGUAUUUUCAUCAAUCACAGACAGAUCUAACGCAUGGAGAUAUUAUAGUAGGCAGACCAUCAGGAGCAUUUCUUUUGCAGAUCUAUGAGGUAACUAGCAUUGGAGAGUUCACCUUCAUUGAGGGUCUCCCACUGACUGAUGAGAUCAAAAACAAGACAUAUGUACCAGCAGAACAAAAAAGAAUAAAGAGAAAAACUUAUUCGAAAACAUGGGCUCCAAGAUGGAGAUAUGGAACACCUACUACAGUAAACUUUGGUGGAGGAGUUUCCAUGAAGUUUGACCCUUACUUCAUCUUUACUCCUUCUCUCACACUUUUUGCUGAGGUAGGAAUAUGGCCACCUUUCAUAUACAGAGUAGGGGCUGAUUUAUCAGGGACACUUAAGACAGGACUGACAGUAACUGUAACUUUUGAAAAUGGGUUCGAGAAAACAUGGGAGAAACAACUUGUAGACAAAACUUUGAGACGGUUUAUAAUUAUGGUAUUUGCUAUUCCAAUUCCUGGGAAAAUCUACUUCAAAUUAGAUUUUGAAGCAAAAGUAUGGGCUAAGGCAAAAGCUUUUGUUGAAGGACAUAUAGGAGCUACGGCUGUUACAACUAUGGGAGCAGCUUGGACAGAUUCUAAUGGUUUGAGGAUAACUAGGCCUACGUUUGAUGUGACAUUCCAAAAAGGAUUGACAGGAAAAGUUGACAAGAAAGAAACAGAGGCUGGUGCAAGAAGUACACUGACUCCAAAGCUAGGUGUUGCAUGGCCAAGCACCGGUCUGUCUAAGAAUGACAUUCCUUGGUGGGUUCCUGGUUUC